Messenger RNA from Eimeria mitis, 567 nucleotides. RefSeq lists its product as uncharacterized. Bases 1 to 567 code for a protein of 188 amino acids. The transcript has 6 exons. The record is from RefSeq and is a predicted model, not a curated record. NCBI's taxonomy places the organism in Eukaryota, Apicomplexa, Conoidasida, Eucoccidiorida, Eimeriidae.
AUGAUGGAACAAUCCAGAGGAGGCCAAGAACAAAGGAGAGCAACGCAUGCAGGGACGUGGUAUGACGCGGACUGCAAAAGUUUAACGGGGCAAAUUCGCCGGUGGCUUCAGCGAUCCACCAAAGUCUGCGACGGACAAAUCAAGGCCCUCAUCUGCCCGCACGCGGGCCUGCGUUUUUCUGGCUCAACAGCUGCUAGCGCCUGGAAGCAAGUGAACCCCUCGGACUUCAAGCGGGUGUUUCUGCUGGGCCCCUCUCACUAUAAAUAUUUUCGGGGGGUUUCGCUGCCCUCAGAUAGAUGCAGUGUAUACGCAACUCCUUUGGGGGACUUGCAGCUCGACACAGAUACUCUGCAUGCGCUGCGAGCAACGGGGGUUUUCGGUGAAGUUUCUUUGGCGGAAGAUGAGGAGGAGCACAGCAUCGAGUUGAUGCUGCCUUUUCUGCGGCACACGUUUCCAGAGGGCGUAAAGAUUGUGCCGAUGAUUGUGGGGGACCUGAAGAGCCUCGAGGACGGCAACAAGUUCGCGGAUUUGUUGUUGGAGUAUUUCCUCCAGGAUGUAAAAAAUUAG